AUGCCUCGUUAUACUAGUACUCUCUUCACCAUCUCCUUCCUUCUACUCCUCUCUUCCUCCUUCAUCUCAACCAAAGGGUCUUUCGAAGAAGAAGUCCCCGAAACCAUACACACGUCUUCAAAGUGCUUGGAGCAGUCCACCCGCCUUCACUUCUACUUACAUGACAUCAUAAGUGGUAAAAACCCAACGGCCGUAAGAAUUGCCGGACCCCCAAACAGUACCUUCAUCAACUUUGGGAACACCAUGAUGAUUGAUGAUCCAUUAACAGAAGGCCCCGAGACCACGUCAAAGCUGGUAGGAAAGGCUCAGGGACUCUAUGCACUGGCUGCACGGGAUGACUUUUCGCUGCUAGUGGUCAUGAACUUUGCUUUCUUGGAAGGGAAGUACAAUGGGAGCACCAUCAGCAUUCUGGGGAGGAAUCCCAUUGCUCAUACUGUGAGGGAAAUGCCGAUCGUCGGCGGCAGUGGGGUUUUCCGGCUUGCCAGGGGCUCUGCUUUGGCUCACCCAGUCUGGGUUAGUGGUGGAGAUGCCACUGUUGAGUACAAUGUUUCUGUGCUGCACCCUGCAGAAACUUGUGACUUGAACCAAAUAUGACAUCUUUCUUUUGCAGGACGACUGGAGUAAGCAGAUUGGAUGGAUUGGUGUUAGGGUGAUCUUAACAUUAUCAUAGUUUGAUAUAUGUAUUUGUUUUUUCUGCUUGAUUGCUGUAUUUGAGACCUUCAUAUGAAGGAGGAAGAGUCUAGGAUGAAGUGCAAUAAAAGAAAUGAUUUAUAAGUCAUAA
Malania oleifera is the source of this 781-nucleotide messenger RNA. Its product is annotated as dirigent protein 22-like. The record is from RefSeq and is a predicted model, not a curated record. Lineage: Eukaryota; Viridiplantae; Streptophyta; Magnoliopsida; Santalales; Ximeniaceae. The transcript has a single exon. Bases 1 to 594 code for a protein of 197 amino acids.